AUGGCGUCGAUGGAGAUUUAUGAGAAGAGAAUCGUCAGAGAAACCAAACGUAGAAGAAAAGGAAGAAGAGAGUGGAAGAUUGAGAUCCCCAAUGAUGUGAUGGAAGAGAUCGUGAUGAAGCUUCCGGUGAGAUCGAUUGCGAGGUUCGAAGCGGUUUCAAAGCAUUGGGAAUCCAUGAUUAAGACAAGAGAUUUUUGGGCAAGACACAUGGCUCAUCAGAAGAAAAACAAAGAUCCUAAACUCAUGUUUGUCUCUUUUGGUUAUAAACAAAUCCAUUUUGAGCAAAGGGACUUGGAGACGACUUGUCUUGAAGAGAGCCCCUGUUUUGAAAUCGAAGAGGUUAAGGGUCCUCUCGAGAUCUCCGAAUGCUGCGAUGGCCUUGUCUGCUUCUACUGCUUGACUCAAGCAGUGACAGUGGUAAAUACGGCCACAGAAACAGCCUUGUCACCACUCCCCUUAGCAAAUUUUCAGCGUCUUCAUAAAGAGCAUCCAGACCCGGAUCUGUUGGACCGGUAUGUGAUGGUGGAUAUGAUGGACGAAGAUGAUGGUGAUGCUCCACUUCCAUUCAUAUCAUUUACUAUGUUUGGAUUUGGGAAAGACAAGGUCACAGGACGAUAUAAGAUAGUGUGGCUAUAUAAUAUAUACCCUGCUACCUUGAACAAGAAGAAGAAGACAAGAUGCGAGGUUUUCGAUUUAGAGGAAUGGAGAUGGAGAUUCGUGACUACCAGACCUCUUGAUCAUCACCAAAUCUUGUCUAAUCAGAGGCCACCGUGUGCAAACGGAUUAUUAUACUGGCUCACGGGAGAUGAACAAGGAUACCCAUCAACACAAACCAAACUCAUAGUUUUCGAUAUUCAUACAGAGAUGUUUCAUAUCACCUCAACACCACCUUUUAUUUCCCCUGAUGCCUCUAGUGACAAAAUUGGUUUAUGCAAUCUUGACGGUCGUCUGUGCAUCUCUGAACUCAAGGGAGAUUGUAAGCAAGAGUUUUGGUGGAGGGUUGAAGAAUGCGACAAGUGGGAGAGGAUCUUCUCAGUUGACUUGAAUUCUACUUCCUCUUGGUUUGGUGGUAUCACUUCACAGCCUCUUACACCUUUGGCUAUUUCCAGGGAUAACAACAAGGUCGUCCUCUCCCUUACCCAUCAAAAAAACCUUGUUGACUUUGAUCUUGAUCCUGACUCAACUGUUUAUCAUUUGUAUUAUUCUGGUUACUAUGGCUUAGCUGUUCCUUAUUUUCCAAGUUUAGUACUUGUUCAUGGAACUUUCUAGCUCUCUCUUGUUAAUUCUUUCUGAAACUAUUUGUCUUCUUAAGUAAAAAAAAUGUGUCUUUUAUAUUCAGUGAGCAC
Molecule: messenger RNA, 1346 nt
Organism: Eruca vesicaria subsp. sativa (arugula)
Lineage: Eukaryota; Viridiplantae; Streptophyta; Magnoliopsida; Brassicales; Brassicaceae
Source: the annotation of a GenBank genome assembly